Molecule: messenger RNA, 732 nt
Organism: Protopolystoma xenopodis
Lineage: Eukaryota; Metazoa; Platyhelminthes; Monogenea; Polystomatidea; Polystomatidae
Source: the annotation of a GenBank genome assembly
GCCAGAUCAGAGCGACUCUGCUUCACCACUCGCCCACACGAAGGUCGCGCAUGUGGGAAUAGCAUUUUCAGCUCUUUGGGUCAAAUAAUCUCAUCAAAUGGGCAAAAUGUGCACUUCAAAUCAAGCUUGACACGCUCCCACCCCGUCAGAGCGUACGCACAUAAACGCGUAUCCCUCGUACCCUCGGCCUCCAUCCGGACUUCACUGUCCCUCGUGCUAGUCACGAGGUCUCCCAAUUCCUUCACCUUGUCGUCACGACCUAGUUGUCAAGACAAGUAUCUCUCGUGGUCUCGGCGACACGAAAUAUAUGCCUCUGUUCAAGUUUCUUUCGCUUCCCCUUUUCAGAAGGCCUUUUUUGGCCUGACGGAACGGUCACAAAGAGAUGAAAAACGAGCAGGCUAUUGUGGUGUCCAUCCCCCUCGCACGCGUUUACAUCUUAAUCGGCCGACACGAGCAGGCAAUGAUGCACACGCGAUCAUACACACCGUUCGGGCAACUCGGGUACGCACUGAGUGUGUCCCAUCUAAACAGGUGCAUAACCGUGUGUUAGACAGUGUCUCUGAGACAAUGAGCAUAAACGCGCUCUGCAACCCCCGGCCCAUCUCCUUUCCCGCCGUAGCCAGUGCUCACUCCGGCCACCACCCCUCUACGGAUCGCCCAGCCCAAUUUAACCUGGUAACCAGGGCACUGGAUUUGAGACGGCCGACGCGUCGAGGCCGCACUGGCUUGUAG